Molecule: messenger RNA, 2801 nt
Organism: Chiloscyllium plagiosum (whitespotted bambooshark)
Lineage: Eukaryota; Metazoa; Chordata; Chondrichthyes; Orectolobiformes; Hemiscylliidae
Product: mitogen-activated protein kinase 12-like
Biological process (GO): protein phosphorylation
Molecular function (GO): MAP kinase activity; ATP binding
Source: RefSeq, a predicted model, not a curated record
ACCGAAACACCACCUCACUGCAAAUAUUGAUCAAACACGUGAUUUAUCAAGUUCAAAGAUUUUCUUUGAAGGAAACGAUUGAAUAUUACAGAGAGAGAGAGACGGAAGGGAAGCUUGUAGUCGCACUAAUCCGAACAAAGGGGGAAGUAUUCCAAGUUACUCUGGGUCGAGUUGUACUCAUUGAUAGUCAAUGAAGGCAUCCAGUUCAAUACAUUCACUUCAGCUUUUAAGUGGGUGAAGGAGCUGGAGUCAGAGUUCUGAAACUCGAGACAGAAGUACAACAAACUGACACUUUUGCUUCUAGCGUCUUGUUCGAAUAAUUCUGAGUGGGUCCCAAAGUCUGAUAGAUUGCUACAAUGACAACGAGAAAGGGUUUCUAUUACCAGGAGAUCAAUAAAACAGCCUGGGAAGUAUUGGAGAGAUACACAGAUCUGGCUGCUGUCGGCUCGGGAGCCUAUGGAAGUGUUUGCUCAGCCAUUGAUAAGCGAACUGGCACUAAAGUGGCAAUCAAGAAAUUGUACCGACCUUUUCAAUCCGAGUUGUUUGCUAAACGAGCUUACAGGGAACUUCGCCUAUUGAAGCACAUGAAACACGAGAAUGUGAUUGGUCUGUUGGAUGUUUUCACACCAGAUCUGUCCUUGGCGAAAUUUAAUGACUUUUAUUUGGUUAUGCCUUUUAUGGGAACAGACCUUAGCAAAUUAAUGAAGCAUGAGAAACUGACUGAAGACCGGAUCCAAUUUCUGGUGUAUCAAAUCUUGAAAGGCCUAAAGUACAUCCACUCAGCAGGGAUCAUCCAUCGGGAUCUUAAACCUGGGAAUCUGGCCAUCAAUGAGGACUGUGAACUCAAGAUUCUAGAUUUUGGAUUGGCAAGACAUGCAGAUCAAGAAAUGACUGGUUAUGUAGUUACCAGAUGGUACCGUGCCCCAGAGGUAAUACUGAACUGGAUGCAUUAUACACAGACAGUUGAUAUUUGGUCUGUUGGCUGCAUCAUGGCAGAGAUGAUUACAAGCCGGCCGCUCUUUAAAGGCAUUGAUCACUUAGACCAACUGACAGAAAUCAUGAAAAUAACAGGUACGCCCACACAAGACUUUGUUCAGAAGUUACAGAGUCAAGAGGCUAAAAAUUACAUCAAAAGUUUACAAAGAAUUCCAAAGAAAGAUUUUAAAGCCUUAUUUGCAAAUGCAAAUCAAGCAGCUGUCAACUUAAUGGAGAAAAUGCUUGUACUCGAUGCAGAGAAACGAAUAACUGCUGCAGAAGCUUUGGCUCAUUCUUACUUUGAGCAGUAUCGAGAUCCUGAAGAAGAGACUGUGGCAAUGCCAUAUGAUGAUAGUUUUGAUAAUAUGGAUUGCACUAUUGAAGAAUGGAAAUGUCAUACUUAUAAAGAAGUGAUCAACUUUAAACCAUCAACUGGAGUACCAGAAUCUAAAGAAACAGCAGUGUAACACUGGAAUCAUAGGUAGAAGACAGAAGUAGUAUAUAAUUGUGGAGUGAGCAACUGGCUCUGAAGACAUUGAAUCAUUUAGUUACUUGUUGUUCCAAUGUUUUGAAAGAAAAUGUACACAAUUUUAAAUUUAUGUCUAUACUUCAGUCUUUUGUUUUUUUUGUUUUUUUUGAAGGUCAAACUCUGCACCAGCAUUUCUUGGAAACACUUCAGUGUUGUAACAUUUUUAAUUAUGUGAUUUUAGGCUGAAAUGUCUCCUGACUAUAAUUGAGAGGGAAAAAAUAGGCAAAAGCAAUCUUGUUCAAACACUGAAUUUUUCAUGGUGCUAUAUAAAUUCUAAAGUUUCUCAUAACUGUAUUGUCUACAGUCACUUGCGUAGUCUCUUUAAUUGAUGUAUAAUGUCUUUAACCAUCAUUCUUUAAGUGCUGUUAGUAAGAUAAUGUAGAGUCAUUGUUAAUAGUGGUUGUGUUAAAAUUAUAACAAACACAUAAGUGUAUUGAAAACUGAUUAAUCUAUCCUCAAUCCCAUUAUAACUAAUCACAGACACUAAUUAGAAAUAAUUAUCAAAGACUACAUUUUUAAAAUCCUUGACCAAAACUAACCAUUAGAACUGUGCCAGUGUGUAGCACUGACCAAUCAUGUGGGAUUUCCCACUCCAAGCAAAUUAGUUCACAGUUUUUCAUUAAUCUAGGUAAUAAUAGUAAUUCACUUAUAUUUUCCAAACUGUAUUUCAAGCGAAUGUGAAAUUAACAGUCUAAUUCAAUUGGAUAAACAAGAAAACCAAAGAGCUAUGGACACUGGAAAUCAGAAAAUGCUAGAAAAACUCAGCAGAUCUCGCGGUAUCUGUGGAGAGAAAGCAGAGUUAACAUUUUGACUCCAGUGACCCUUCUUCAAAACUUGUUGAUGCUGACAGACCUGCUGAGUUUUACAGCAAUUUGUGACUUUAUUUCUAACUCCAUUAGGUGCUGUUUAUUUAUCUCAAUGGCCCAAAGACCAAUUAUAUGUGCUGCACUGAAUAUUCCUCUCAGUUAUCUACUGGAAAUCUGCACUGUCUAUAGGGUAUAUGUGACCUAUUGGGACAGGCCAUAUACCUGUAUCUCCUUAACUAAUCAGACUGAAGAAUUGUUAUCUCACUGCAUAGAAUUUGAAUCAGGAUGUGCCAGUUACAGUAUACUUAAUCCAAUGUCAAAUCAUUUAUGGAAAUAAAAAGAGAAAUACCCAUAAGAUGUAGAGGCAGAGGUCAUUUAGCCAAGUUUUACUCUACCAAUCCAAUGAGAUCACAGCUGAUCUGAUAAUCCUUAACUCCACUUUCCUGCCUUUUCCCCACAGACAGAUCUUUUUAAUCAGUAAAGGAAUAGGU